AUGCAAUCUUAUUUUAUUCGUCGAUUAUUAAAAGUAUGCGACAAUAAUGUAAGUCAAGCAAAACAAGAGUUACGAUGGAUUACUCAACAUGUGUUAAAUCAAACAAAAAAUAAUUAUUAUAAUUGCAAUAAUAUUCAACAACUUGAUGAAAAGGAAAAACAAACUAUAGCAUUGAUGGUUAAUGAUCGAGUAGAAAAAUAUAAACCAUUACAAUAUAUUCUUGGCACACAACCAUUUUGUGAUUUAGAAAUAAUUACAAAACCACCAGUUUUAAUUCCAAGUAGAUGGGAAACAGAAGAAUGGACAAACAGACUAAUAACAAAAAUAAAUUCAAGAAUAUUCUCAAAAAAUCAAAAAGGAAUCAAGAACAAUAACGAUAUUAAUAGAAAUGGUUAUUUGGAUAGAGCAGAAGGAAAACAAAUAGAGAUUCUUGAUAUUUGUACAGGAUCAGGAUGUAUUGCAUUAGCAUUGGCAUCUAAUUUACCAGAUAAUACAUGUAAAGUUUAUGGAAUUGAUUUGUCAGUUGAAGCGUUGGAGCUCGCAAAUUUAAACCUUCGACAACAACAACAAUUGAAAAAUUUUGUUGAUUUUUCUAAAUUAGAUAUUUUAAAUGAUGAAGACGAAAAGAUUAAAAGAUUUGUGAAAGAAAAAAGUCUUAAUGGACUAGGAUUUAAUUUGAUAGUUAGCAAUCCACCAUAUAUAACUUAUGAAGAAUAUGAGGAUUUAAUUCCGGAUGUUACUAAAAUUAUUGAUGAAUUGAAUAAAAAUGGUUUCAGAUGGUAUGAAGUUUGGAAAGAUUCUAGAGGUAUUGAUAGAUGUGUUGCUGCAAGGUUACAGUAG
This is a messenger RNA of Entrophospora sp. SA101, 840 nucleotides long. The record is from the annotation of a GenBank genome assembly. Lineage: Eukaryota; Fungi; Glomeromycota; Glomeromycetes; Entrophosporales; Entrophosporaceae.